Oikopleura dioica is the source of this 438-nucleotide messenger RNA. NCBI's taxonomy places the organism in Eukaryota, Metazoa, Chordata, Appendicularia, Copelata, Oikopleuridae. The record is from the annotation of a GenBank genome assembly.
AUGACCGAUUCGAUCCGAUACUUGAACUUCUACGAGCUUGCGCUUCUUUCCAAAGCCGUUGGAACAGAGAAAGCGAGCAAAAUGGUGAUGAGUGAAACCCGAGGGCCGGUGGAAAUGGAGAUUGACGAAGAAACUGCGGAGAAAAUGAAGGUACUGCCUCGAUAUGAAUGGCUAACUGUCCCUCUUCCCGCCCCGAAGAAAACCUCAGACGAGAAGAAACAGAAACCAAAGACUGUCAAGAAAGGUUUCCUCAAGCCAUCCAAGCCACUUUUAGACGAGCAGAAGGAAAAACUCUUCGGAAAAGCACAAGAAAUCGAAGUCAACGAAGAAAAGACGGAGAAAAAUGAACAGUCGAAGAAGAACAAGUCAAAAAAGAAGCCAAACAAGGGGAAAGCCCCGAAUGCGAUCAGAAAGACGAAGAAACCCUCUCGCAUCUAA